This is a messenger RNA of Protopolystoma xenopodis, 756 nucleotides long. The record is from the annotation of a GenBank genome assembly. NCBI's taxonomy places the organism in Eukaryota, Metazoa, Platyhelminthes, Monogenea, Polystomatidea, Polystomatidae.
AUGCCCCGUGCUCUCGCCUUCGGCAGAUCUCUCGUCAAGGAAAGUAGGAGGCGCGCAAAAGCCUCUUCGGUUAGCUUUCCCAAUAUCUUUAAACUUUCCUUGCAGUGCUUACAUACGACAGUUGAUGAUGUGAACUCGGACUAUGGCCGAUUGCCUGUGCGCUCAAUCACGGAAAGCGACACUCUCUCAGACUUUUUCUCAUUAGCGUCUUUGUCAAAUCAAGACUUCAAUGCAGGUACUACAAAAGAAGAACUAAACCUAUUAGAAAAAGAUGCAUUUCUGGCUUGGCGAAGAGAGCUUUCCAGGAUCGAAGAGUCGCAUACCGGGGUUAUUACGCCUUAUGAGAAAAAUUUGGAAUUUUGGCGCCAGCUCUGGCGUGUUAUUGAAAGAAGUGACGUUCUCGUACAAAUUGUUGAUGCUCGCCAGCCAUUGCUCUUUUAUUGCGAGGAUCUCAGCAUUUAUCUUGCUGAGCUUGAUCUCAUGAAGAAAACAAUACUGAUGCUUAAUAAAUCUGAUUUGCUCUCAUACUCACAAAGGAAAUUUUGGUGUGAUUAUUUUUCUAAGAAAGGCAUAAGAGUGGUGUUUUGGUCCGCCCAGAUGAACCAUAGAACUUCUUUACAACGUUCUGAUAUUCUAUAUUCCAAUGGACAUCUUGAUGAUAUCGAUCAUAACACUGUGCCAAUGACUCCAACUCAAGGUUGUGUAAAACAGAAUACUAUCACUUCUGUCAAUAUUCGAGAGUCCCAAUGCAAUUAG